UAGAGCGUUUAAGACCUGCAGACAAUUUCAGUAGUCGUUAUUGCACUGUAUCAUGUUGGCUAUUGGAGUUGCACUGCGAAUAAUUGCUGUUAAACGCGCUAAACGGUAAUUUGUAAAAUUGCGAUUUUUUUUCCGCCUCCUGUUCUGUUUUCGCUGCUGCGCGGUGAAACGGUCGGAGGCUUGAGGAGGCUCCGUGUUUUUAAAGCCAGAAAUAGUCGCUGUCAGGAGGACUACUGUUUUGUUGAUGUCAUCCGCGGCAGAGCUGUAGCGACCUUCAUUUUCUGGGCAAGACCGGCAUAAACAAAGACUCGUUUUUUAGGGGGGUGGGUUGUUUGUUUUUUGUUCUUCGUUUGUUGUUGUGUUGUCUGUCAGCGACACCGGAGGAGAGGAUGGGACUUUUGCUGCGCGCUAUCCUGCUGUUAGCCGCUUGCACUUUCACCGCCGGCUCGGAUUUUCUGCUGGGAUCCAAACCCUCGGGACAGUCGGUGUUCGUGAGGCAGCCCGGCAGCGGCGAGGGCAGAGCGGCCAACGUCGUGAAGAGGUCCCUGCCUGCGUGGCUGGCUCCAUCGGCGAACCACAGGAUAAAACGGAGGAGUACCGAGCAGGGCGACUCGUGUCGGUCUCUACAAGGAUCUGACACCAAGUUACCAGACAACACCCACCGGUACAUCUUCAAUGACCUGAGCGGCUCGGUGUCCCUGGCCUGGCUUGGAGACAGCACCGGGGUCAUCCUGGUUUUGACGACUUUUCGGGUGCCCUUCUUCAUGAUCAGACUUGGACAGUCCAAACUCUAUCGGAGUGAGAACUACGGGAAGUCAUUCCAGGAUGUGACCAACCUCAUCAACAACACCUUUAUCAUGUCGGAGUAUGGCAUCGCAAUCGGCCCCGAGAACUCAGGGAAAGUGAUCCUGACAGGAGAAGUAUCUGGAGGUCACGAGUCUCGGAUUUUUGUCUCUGAUGACUUUGGAAAGAGUUUCACCCACCGGAAUCUGCCGUUCAUCCCCCUGAUGCAGAUUGCCUACAACCCUGAGAGCUCCGAUGUGCUGGUAGUCCUCAGCAGCAGAAAUGAACUGUGGCUGUCUGAGGAUUUUGGCAGCAACUGGAAGAAGAUCCACGACAUGGUGUGUCUGGUGAAAUGGGGAAGCAAAAGCACCAUUUUCUUUACUGCCAGCAUCAACGGAUCGUGCAUUGAUCGAGGAAUGUUGAAACUGAUGAGGACGACAGAUUACGGUAAAACCAUCAAGACUGUUGCCAGUAAGAUCUACUCUUUCGGCCUCGGUGGACGCUUCCUCUUUGCCUCUGUGAUGACGGGCAAGGGCACCCUGAGGAUGAUCCACGUCUCGGUGGAUCAGGGGGAGACUUGGAACAUGGCCCAGCUGCCUCCCGUGGGUCACGAGCAGUUCUACUCCAUCCUAGCAGCCAAUGAUGAAAUGGUCUUCAUGCAUGUUGAUGAGCCAGGAGACACAGGAUUUGGUACCAUUUAUGCAUCAGAUGACCGAGGCACUGUGUAUUCCAAGUCACUGGAGCGCCACCUUUAUACCACCACGGGGGGUGAUACAGACUUCACUAACGUCACCUCCCUGCGAGGAGUUUUCAUCACCAGUGUCCUGGCUGAAGAUGGCUCCGUGCAGACUGUGGUGUCCUUUGAUCAGGGAGGGGAAUGGGUUCCUCUGAGGAAACCUGACAACAGCAAGUGCGAUGCUACAGCCAAAGACCCAGACAAGUGCAGUCUCCACAUCCACGGCGCCUACAGCACUGCAAUGAGGCUGAACGUCCCCGUGCUUCCUCUGAGUGAGCCGAACGCCGUCGGUCUCAUCCUAGCUCACGGGAGUGUCGGUGAUGCCAUCUCACUGAUGAGGCCUGAUGUGUAUGUGUCUGACGAUGGGGGCUAUACCUGGAUAAAGGCCCUCAACGGACCCCACCACUAUGCUAUUCUGGACUCAGGAGGACUGUUGGUGGCUGUAGAGCAUAGCCCCACCCAACCUAUCAACCAGAUCAAAUUUUCUACUGAUGAAGGACAGUGCUGGGGCGUGUACAACUUCACCACAGAACCCAUCUACUUCACUGGGCUGGCGUCAGAGCCGGGCGCUCGCUCCAUGAAUGUCAGCAUCUGGGGCUACAGAGAUUCCCUCUUCAGCCAGUACUGGAUCUCCAUCACCAUUGACUUCAGGGAUCUUCUCACCAGAGACUGCCAAGACGGGGACUACGUGCCGUGGUUGGCCCACUCUGACGACAUCAGUGACCCCCAAGACGGCUGCAUGCUGGGCUACAAGGAGAAGUUCUUGCGCCUCAAAAAGGAUUCUGUUUGCUGGAAUGGACGCGAUUACCAGGUGAACACCGAGCCGACGCCAUGUCCGUGCACCCUGGACGACUUCAUGUGCGACUUUGGAUACUACCGUCAAGAGAACAGCUCUGAGUGUGUGGAGCAGCCGGACCUGCAAGGCACAGUGUUGGAGUUCUGUCUGCACGGCAAAGAGGAGCAGCUGCAGACUAGUGGCUACAGAAAAAUCCCUGGAGAUAAAUGUGAGGGAGGAACUAUGCCUGAGCGUAAAGAGAUUGACCUCAGUAAGAAUUGUGUCAGUGACCUGGUGGGCCCAGGACUGGCAGACGGUCACUCCUCCAAGUCGGUACCCAUCGUGAUCACAGUCAUCUUCGUCAUGCUGCUGAGCGUCGCAGCAGGGGUCGUCUUCAUCAAGAAAUACGUCUGCGGUGGCAGGUUCUUGGUUCACAGGUACUCUGUGCUGCAGCAGCACGUUGAGGAUAACGCCGCUGAGGGGAUGGACGAGCCGCUGGAGACCAACCACACUCGCAACGGCAAAAUCGAGUUCCACGAUGACUCAGACGAGGAUCUGCUUGAAUAAACCGGUCCAACCUGUCAUGCGACCGGUUUCCUGUCCACCCCAAGGCUGGCCGCUGUUCCUGUCACUCUUCGUCUCCGGUUACUUCUUCCUUUUCACCUUCUUGUAUAAACUUUGGCCUCAGCUACAGACCAAGAGUCUGCGUCACUCCGCUAUCAUCAGUGAAGUAAAAUGAAUGUACGGAGGCUUCCUGGGACUAACGCCGCAGUCGAGGAAGACCAUGAAGGAGGUCUUGUAGUGUUGUGCUUCAGUUGUCGAUUCUGUUGAGUGAAUUUGAAUCUCAGAGUUAUUUAUUUUAGGGAAUGAAGAACUGAUGCAGUAGUUUGAACUGCUGACAGAGGCAGAGCGAUGGGUUUUAAAGAAAAGCUAGUUGUAUAAAUCCACCAUUAAGGGUCCUGCUUCUCCCGUCACCUGGGAGCGCUCCUGGAAAUACUCCUCACUUCUCUUGAAGAUUUAUGUCCUUUUUCUCAUGCACUUGUACAUAGACCUGUUUGUCUAUUGUCAUUUUUUGACGUGGUAUCAGUCUGGUAGGUGUUAAAAAGGUUGCAGUUGGUUGCUGGCUAAUAACUCUCCCAGAACACUUAAUCCCUGCUGAUGAUAAAGUAUUUCCCUCAGAUGUCCAAGAGUUUUUAAAUUUAAGGUUUUUAUCCUGACUAGUCAGACUUUUGGUACGACUUGGCACUGGGGUCCAUGAUGGUAAAAAAAAAAAAAAAAAAAACAGAAGUGGAAAUGGCAAUAUCCAUUCGGUUUGAUAGCAAUAACAUGUUCGGUUUUAGUAUAUUGUCCAUGCACGUUAAACAAUCCCAUUGCCUGUCGUCUUUAGUUUGAUGAAUGGAAAAGUGUCAUUGAGCAAAACCCAGUCUGCGUUGAUGUCCAGGUUGGUGAAGUGUGUCUGUUUCACGACAGGAUUUGUUCAAACCUUCGUCUGCAGUAACUAACUGCCUAAAGCACAAGGUCCUUUAUAUGCUAAGAGUUUGUAGUUCAACAUUUUUCCUAAAUGUGACCUGCUGUGAUAAGACUAUUAAUCACUGUAGUUGAAUAGAAGUUGUGUUUGCAAUAAUUUGAGCAAUUUUUUACUAACCAGCUUUUAAAAUUAUGUAAAAACUGACAAAUUGUGGUUGAAAAACAUGAUGUCAGAAAUAAUUCUAGUUUGAUAGUAAAUGUCUGCAGACGUUUUUUACGACGCACCCAAAUAACCAAAUGCAUCGACGUAAUUUGGUGUUGGAACAAUAGGAGCAAUGCGAAAAAAAUAGUCACUUAAUGUAAAUGUUGUAUAGCGGAAUUACCACUGUAGCCUAUUGGAAGACCUAGCAGACAUGGCUGACUAAGCUACAAGACUGUUUAUUUUAUUUGGUUUUUUUGGUGUUUGAGGUGAAGUAAAUCUUAAAAAUAACAGGGUUAUUGAACGUUUCUCAUCUGUGUCUUUUAUAGUGAACUGUUUGAUUUUAAUCAACCUCCUCAACAAAUCUGUCUUAUCAUGUGAAGACUUUUAACUUUUCUUUUAAACAUUUGUUGCACAAUUAUUUGUCCGUCUUGUGUUUGAAUAUGUCGUUUUCUUACAGGUUUAAUUUAUUUGUGACGAGCUGGUUCAGAGUGCAGUAAAUUGGAUGUGGUUAUACAAAGUGCCUGGUGUGAGGAUCUGAUGUGUGGCCAGCAUCUAUUUACUCAUCUUUAUUUUUAUCCUCCAACAUGUAAGCAGUUUAAAUCCAGUAUGUCGGUGACACUCCUGAGUUGCACUUGUUGCCUAGAAUGAACUGUUGAGCUGUAAAUUUCUGUUUAAUCUGAGCUCCCACUGAACUGCAUGUUACCUCUCAAUGAUAAUUAAAUCCACAGAACUUUGUAAAGAAACAAAAAAGGUCGACGACAACCUGGAUACUGUGAUACUUUGACGAGAGAGUCAACUCAAAUGAAAAAAAAAACAAAACACAAAAGCUACAGGGUUAUUUUGAAGUCGCUUUACACUGGAAAGACUGAGUCUAAUUUAAUGACGGUUUAUUGCAUUAUGUGAGGGCAACACAUUUUUCUUCCAGUUUGAAACUGCUGUAGAAAUUACUAAGUCAUUGUGAUGGUUCUGUAAAUAUACACCUUUAUAUCUGCUACGUUUCUCUUUUCUGUAUAUUUGAGGCAAUUUUCUUUGGGUUUGCAAAUAAAUUCUUAUGUUCCUCUA
Molecule: messenger RNA, 5025 nt
Organism: Acanthochromis polyacanthus (spiny chromis)
Lineage: Eukaryota; Metazoa; Chordata; Actinopteri; Pomacentridae
Gene: sort1b
Product: sortilin 1b
Exons: 20
Coding region: 390-2861 (823 amino acids)
Biological process (GO): Golgi to endosome transport; vesicle organization; endocytosis
Cellular component (GO): Golgi apparatus; membrane
Molecular function (GO): protein binding
Source: RefSeq, a predicted model, not a curated record